This is a messenger RNA of Rhinopithecus roxellana (golden snub-nosed monkey), 1436 nucleotides long. RefSeq names its product cuticle collagen 2-like. Bases 1 to 468 code for a protein of 155 amino acids. The transcript has 5 exons. NCBI's taxonomy places the organism in Eukaryota, Metazoa, Chordata, Mammalia, Primates, Cercopithecidae. The record is from RefSeq and is a predicted model, not a curated record.
AUGCGACAAUUAACGAAUUACGGGAGUGCGCACGAGGCAGCAAGCCCUCAGCAGCCGGGCUGGGCUCCGGCUCCUGCUCGGCCUGGGGCUGAGGACUCCGCGGCCGCGGCCCCCGUCACAGGUGUCUCUAGAGCUUUGGGCCCUGGCGGCCCCUCGAGCCCCCGAGGGGCCCGGGGCCCGCCCAGCUCCUUCCCGGCCCUCUGCAACAACAGCUCCAGUCCGGAGACCCGCUGGCUGUCACGUUCCCAGGAGUCAAGACUUUCUAGGGGCCCGGGCGGGGGGGGGGAGGAGGAAUUCUGCCCAGACUCUGCAGCAGUUGGUAGCAGGCAAGCUUUCUCCUGGGUGUCGCCUGGAAAAGUUGCAAAAUUGUUCUUCAUCUGUAAGAACAUGCUCUUUAUCUUCCAGUCUCUUCUUGUCAAUUUGGAAAUUGCAGACAGUCCGGCUCAGACUUACCUGUGCGUAUAUUAGAAGUCUUCCUGGUGCCAGGAAUCAACAGAGUUGAGUAACGAAGAACUAAUUUAAUCAGCUAAUUUGGAGAAACUAAGUCUUACAAUUAUUAUUUAGUUCAUCAAAACAUGUAAAUCUCAAUGACAACAAUGAAAUACGUGACAACUCUUUUUUUUUUUUUUUUUUUUUUUUUACCAGAAAAGUAAAUUUGAAAUUGUAUUUUAGGGCUAUGAAAAUUUUACUUGAGAUUGAACACAGUAAACAUCAGAUGACUUUUAUAUUAUUUAAGAAAUAGAAGUGUGAAUUAAAUAGUAUUCACCAUAAGCACUUGUUUUAACUUCUUAAUGUUCUGUUACGUAACAUUUUGUUACCUAGGAUUUCACUAAUUAGUGUUUCUACAUAUGUAUAGUACAAUGAUAAUUGAUGUUAUAAUUGAUCAGUCACAAUGAUUUUGAGUCAUUGAGUGAUCUUUUCAUCAAAGAUUUAGUUGUACACAAAUCUAGUUUUACUUGAUAUUUGUUUUUAAUUAUUAUUUUAUAAGAAUUGGCAAUCUAUUAGAAAACCAUUAGCUAGAGUAUUUGAAUUAUAUCCAUCUCCUCCUAUCAUGUAAGGUAAUAUAAUUUAUUUUCUUUGCUCCAGUAGACACCUAGGACAUUUGAAACCUUGGGCAGAUCAUUUUUUCACACUUCCUUUGUCUUAUAUCACAAAAUUAUUUUCUGUAAAAUUCAUAAAAUGAAACCAAUAAUAAUAUUGUCUAAAAAAGAAAUGUAAACCAUGAAUAUUUUCUUUUGCUGAACUUUAAAUUUAUAAUUGUUCAGGUAAAGGAAAAAUAAAGAAUUCUAAAUAAAUAGAGAUUAUAGUACAAAAAAUGGAAAAAAUGAAUUAAUAGUCUUUAAGUAUAGUAAUGCAUUUUUUUGAGAAAAGGGAAAAAUAUUAUAUCUACAUAUCAGUCUGUUGCAGUAAUAAAUAAUAUUAUAAUUUCUGCUUUU